GGAUUUCCAGCGGGGCUACGGAGUACGGAAGAAUUAAUUCUCAUCAAUCAACGGCCAGCGUCUCUUUAUCCAGCGUGCGGUACCAGACCAAAGACGGGAAUGGGGCAGCUCUCGUCGUGGGGGAACUCGCCCUUCGCAGCUAUGGCGUGGCCCAAGGAAUAUAAUUGCCAUUCCUUGCUCGAGUACAAAUAGUGUCGUUCGGCUCUACUGUUGGAUCGAGCUCUAGCCAGAGUCUACGCCGAACCCUACGUCCACGAUGAACACUGCCCUCCCUCUCAACACGGGUGCAACCAUCCCCGCCCUCGGGCUCGGGACCUGGCAGUCCGCACCGGGCGAAGUGAAAGCCGCCGUCAUCCACGCCAUCGAAGCCGGCUACCGACACAUUGACUGCGCGUACUGCUACCAGAACGAGGACGAGGUGGGCGAAGCACUCCAGGACGUCAUCCAGCGGGGCAUCGUGAAGCGGGAAGAGCUCUUCAUCACGAGCAAGCUCUGGUGUACGUUCCACACUCGAGCCGAGGAGGGCUUGCAGAAGAGCUUGGAGCUGCUCAAGCUCGACUAUGUCGACUUGUACCUGAUGCAUUGGCCGGUCCCGAUGAAUCCCAACGGAAACCACCCCCUCUUCCCCAAACUCCCGGACGGCUCCCGCGACAUCGACCGCAGCAUAACCCACAUCGACACAUGGAAGGCGCUCGAAAAGCUCAUCCAGACCCACCCGGACAAAGUCAAGGCCAUCGGCGUGGCCAACUACUCGGUCAAGUACCUCGAGAAGCUCCUCGCACAGGCGACCAUCGUCCCCGCCGUCAACCAGAUCGAGAACCACCCGCUGCUCCCCCAGCAGGAAGUCGUCGAUUUCUGCAAACAGAAGGGCAUCCAUAUCACCGCGUACAGUCCCCUGGGUAGCACGGGCUCGCCGCUGUUCAAGGACGAGACGGUGCUUGAGAUUGCGAAGAAGCAUAAUGUGGGCGCGGGGACUGUCCUGUUGAGCUACCACCUGGCUCGCAACUCGUCCGUCCUCGCCAAAUCGGUCAACCCGGCCCGCAUCGACGAGAACCGCAAGCUCAUUCAGCUGGACGAGGCUGAUAUGGCAACGCUGGCGGCACUCCCGGAGAAGAGAGGAGGGUUCAGUCGGUUCGUGUAUCCGCCUUUUGGCGUCAAUGUGGGCUUCCCGGAUAAGCCUGAGGGGAUCGAUCUGAGUGGUUGAGCUGAUUUAAUGGGAAUAUAUCGUGACUUGUAUAGAAGGUUGAGUAAUUCAGCGUUUACGAAUAUAGACCUCAUAGAUGAACUAACUGGCCAUAU
Messenger RNA from Westerdykella ornata, 1299 nucleotides. RefSeq names its product aldo-keto reductase-like protein. Lineage: Eukaryota; Fungi; Ascomycota; Dothideomycetes; Pleosporales; Sporormiaceae. Gene Ontology annotation, molecular function: aldose reductase (NADPH) activity. Gene Ontology annotation, cellular component: cytosol. The transcript is spliced from 3 exons. Bases 257 to 1204 code for a protein of 315 amino acids. The record is from RefSeq and is a predicted model, not a curated record.